UUGACAUUAUACCUACCACUGUCUCCUGGGUGGAGGGUGUUUUGAUAUCCAGCACAGUGGCAUGGUAUCGACCGCCUGUUUUGCUCCAUCUUCCUAUUACUUCUGCUCCAACGGAGACUUUCUCAUAGUCUGCUAUUGGCUCCAGUCUGGACACUGGCAGAAUUUCUGUGGACAUGUCAUCUGACCAUUGAACAGUAAAUUGACCUAAAAAUGCAUGCAGACAAUUCAUGAUGGGAGAGCACAAUGAGCGAAGGAAAUGUCUAGAAGUUGAUUCUAUACAUUUCUUGUAGAGUUUUCGCCACUCAGACAAAGAUGAAGGCACUUUCAACUCUUCUUGAAUUCCUUGCCUUUUGCCGAUUCUACGCCGUUUUGCUGGAUUGUCUUUCUCUUUGUCAAGGGCGGGAGUACGGAAGUCUUGAGAAUUCAUGUCAGGCACGUACUGUGACCAAGUGAGGUCCAGUGAGUUGAGCGCAUGUUAAAUUGCGCGCCGAAGCCGUUCAUUGGUGGACUUUCUGGCUAUGCUGUCUUGUCAUUGGCUGACCGUCGGCGUGUAAUUACACAGUAUUUCGUGGAUCGAUACACUGCGCAGCACUGCACCAGGCGUAAGUCUUUCGUUGUGAUCUCUCUAUAGCUACUCCAGUAGAUACAGAGCUGCGCCUAGGUACGUACUCAGUAUGGCCACGUCCAGAGGCAAGUACAAACAAUGGGAGAAUCCUACUUGCAGCAGGAAAGUUCCUCGCCAAACUGCUUCGAGAUGGCGUAAAAUGGCUCACAGUGCUCUGGAUGUUACGGGCGUGCAAGGGACGUCUAGCACUGCAGCUGCAGUAGAUGCAGGUGAUGUGGAAGAGAGAUUUACCAGUGGAGACAGAUCUGAAAUCCUGAUGCAAGUUCCUGAAACUGACAGUUCCACACACACAAUCGGAAACCUGCCGCCCCAUUGUCCUGAUGAGGAUCUGUCUUGUGAUGCCGAUGUCAGCAAUGCAGACGAGUUAGCGUGUUCAUACUCAACUGCUAACACUUCUAAGCAGAUCACAAACACUAAUCAUGAAGGCAUUGAAGUACUCAGGAGGUUGGCUGUUAGGCAUCAUCUAAGUGACAGUGCUUUGGAAGAUGUUUUAGGAGCCAUACGAAUCCACUUACCGCCGCCUCUUGAAGUACCACGACAUUUAAGGUCUCUGUAUCUAUUUCGCCAAUGUGCAAUGACAGAUUCGCGUGCAACCUCUGAAACUGGUGCUGUCCUUCCUCACACCAUCAUUCAUUACUUGUGUGGAAACUGCUGGGACAAAGUUGAUGGAACUAUUGGCUGCAGUAGGGAUGAGUGUGAAGAUGAAAAAUUGGUUGCGUUCUAUGAAUUGUCUAUAGCUCAGCAGAUUCAAGAAUUUUUUCAAGACAAACAGUUCUCAAAUUUUCUACUACACUGUGAUACUAGACUGUCACCAGUUGAGGAUGGUGUUUCGGACAUCUGGGACGGAGCAGAGUACAGACGUUUAUUUGCGCCUUCUUCAGACAAAGCGGUAUAUCUGACCGUGGCAAUGAACAUUGAUGGAACGCCCUGCUUUCAGAAAGGCAAGGUGUCAUUAUGGCCAGUGUACUUGCGCAUAAACGAACUUCCUGCCAAAAUCCGGCAUUCUAAAAUGUACAAGGUCCUAGCUGGAUUAUGGUGCGCGUUGUCCAAGCCAUCAAUGACGUCAUUUCUACAACCCAUUUGUAGACAACUCAAUAAGCUCCAGUAUUCAGGAAUUGAGGUUAAUCUGCCAUCUGGUACUAAGAUAAAUUGUUUUCUUCAAGUGAUAGUAAUGGUAGCUGAUCUACCUGCAAAGGCAGCAGUCUUGAACUGCAAUCAAUUCAAUGGAAGGUUUGGGUGCUCAGACUGUGAGAUUGAAGGAAAAGUAAUUAAGAAGGGAAGAGGUCAUGUUCGUGUCUACCCUUUUCUUUCUGUUGCUGCACCGCCUCGAACUCAUAGCACAGUUUUUAACCAAGGAACUGUUGCUGUAAACAGUAAAGUUGUUGAAAGGGGAGUGAAAGGUCUGUCAGCAUUAUUCAAUUUAGCCAACUUUGAUGUUGUGAAAGGUGUGCCUGUGGACUACAUGCACUGCGUUCUAGAGGGCACUGUCCGUCUUCUCAUGCAACUGUGGUUUGAAGGAAAGCACAGUAGUAAAGCAUUUAGUCUACGAAAGCACCUUUUGGUUAUAUCCAGCAUUUUCGAAGCCCAAAAACCACCGAAUUUUGUAGCUCGAUUACCUUCCAGCAUAUCGAAAUACAAAGAAUGGAAAGCCACAGAGCUCAGAUCUUGGCUUCUCUUUUACUCCUUGCCUCUUUUAUCCUACUAUUUGCCAUAUGAAUACUGGAGACACUUGGCGCUGCUAGUGAACAGCAUGCACAUUAUGCUGGGCAACUGCAUCUCAAAUGAGGCACUGAUAGUUGCAAAUAGUAUGCUAAGAACUUUUGUGGCCAAAUUUUCGGAUAUGUACGGUGAAGAGAACAUGUCAAUGAAUAUCCACAUGCUGCAGCAUCUCAAAGAUGGAGUACAAAAUUUUGGUCCUUUGUGGACCCAUUCAGCAUUUGAGUUUGAGUCGCUUAAUGCUGUCAUCAAAAGUGCAGUGUCUGGAAAGACACAUGUGGCACAGAAGAUCAUACGGCAUUGGUUUGAUAAUCUCUCUUCUUGGAAAAAUUCUCCAAGCUUGUCAGAUGUGUCUUUGGGACAAAUUGCAAUUGCAACAAUUGGCCAAAGAAAUAAUUUGAGACUUGGUGGUCACAUGUUUCUCUCAGAAGAUACAUUUGCCCUUUCGCCUGUUUCUUUUGAGAAAGCAAGCAUUGUUGAGACUGGAAUAACGAUCAAAGAAGAUGCCAUUAGAGUUCCAGAUGACUUGAAGAGUCCGUUUGAUGCCAGCAUUUCUGUUGAGAAAGAUGUUCUCACUUUCACAAGACUGGUUUUGGGAUAUGGUCAAUACUCUUCGUUGAAGUAUGAGACACUAUUUAAGAGAAACAAUUAUACAGUGAAGUUUAGAGGAGACGAGGAUGCAUAUGCAGAAAUAUUGUAUUUUCUGUCUGUUGGAACGUGGAAAGAUGAGACGUUUGAACGUGAACUAACAGCAGCAGUUGUUCAUCCACUAAGAAAUGUUGGGCCUUGUGUUAUUGUUGAAACAGCUAUGCAAGAUGAAGUGAUCACAAACUGGCCGAGUCCUGUAGUUAGAGUGCAAAAGCUAGAAUAUCUUGAGCUACGUUCUGUAAAUAGAUUACUUUGCAAAUGUGCAUCAAUACUUGUAAGGGGAGACAUGUACAUUGUUGAAGCUCCCAAUGACAUUGAAGUUGAUCUGUAAUCAUAGAGAUGGUGUACUUGCUAGAUAGUAGUGUGGUGUACUUGAUAGAUAAUUAGCUUCAUGUUUGUGGUUAGAAUGAGAGUUUGCGCAGUUAACUGUCACUCGUUCGUUGUAUAGUUUGACGUUGGUACAGUAGUACACAAUAAACGGCUAGU
Corticium candelabrum is the source of this 3475-nucleotide messenger RNA. RefSeq lists its product as uncharacterized. The coding region runs from base 675 to 3320 and encodes 881 amino acids. The record is from RefSeq and is a predicted model, not a curated record. NCBI's taxonomy places the organism in Eukaryota, Metazoa, Porifera, Homoscleromorpha, Homosclerophorida, Plakinidae. The transcript has 12 exons.